GCUGGGGGGGGGAUGAAGUAUGCAAUUAUGUUAAAACCUCCCCGCUACUUGCCACAACCGUCUGUCUGGCUGGUAUCCUCUUCCCGGAGGACGUCCGCCGCUAGAAAAGUCACGCAAACAUGCCCGCGGACGAAGAACGGGAGAAAUUGACCCACGUCAUCCGAGAGUGGAACAAUAACAGACUGGACUUAUUUGAGAUAAGUGAACCGGACAAGAAUCUGGUGUUCCAAGGAGUGAUGCGCUUCUACUUGGAGGAAUCUUCGGGAGAAAACGUCGCCACCAAGUGUCUGCGUUUCAGCAGCAACGCCUCCGCCCGCGACGUCGUCCAAACUCUGUCCGAGAAGUUCAGGCCGGACAUGAAAAUGCUGAGCGACCGCUUCUCUCUCUACGAAGUACACGGCAACGAAGAACGCAAAGUGAACGAGGACGAACGACCUUUGGUGGUUCAGUUGAACUGGAACUCGGACAACAGAGAAGGACGUUUCGUGCUCAAGCAGACCACCGAGGACGGCAGUCAGAAUAAAGAGAAGGGAGGCGUGAUCCAGACCUUUAAAAGGACUUUGUCCAGAAAAGAGAAAAAGAACAAAAAUAAAGUUCCUGACGGACCUGCAGAGAACUGGUCAACGAAUGGAAAUCCAGAAGCAGCAGAACAAUGUCGAGGAAACAAAAGGCAGGAAGACGGCGAGACAAACCACACAGGAAGUCCUCAGCCAGACUUCUGGGAUCCGCUUGGAUUACCGCUCGGAAUUCUGAUCAGUGAUCACCUGGAAGAAGACUUCCUGUCCGCGGUCAUAAACUCCACCGACAGCUCAACGGUCCAUUUCAAGCUCUCGCCGGCGUACGCCCUGUACGCCGCGAGCCGCUCCAUGCUACAACGCCCGGGCUCCUCAGCACCAGGAAUGAUGGACCGUGUGACCGCGCUGGUCAACGAAAUGGUGGCCUUGAUCGGCAAGACCAUCCAGAUACAUCAGGACGUCGCGGGCGCUCUCGCCUUCUGGAUGGCGAACACGUCCGAGCUGCUCAGCUUUUUCGAAAACGACAAAGACCUCAGCGGGCUCACGCGGCAAAGUCGGCUGUGUCUGUCCCACCUGGUGCACCAAGCCUACAGUUACCUGAUCCAGUGUCUCCAGAGUGAGCUACAAAAGCACCUGCCCACCUUCCUGGUGGACCCCGAGCAACACGGUCCUCUGCCCGUUGGGAUAGAGAUGGUUCUGAACACCUUAAUGAACGCCAUGUCGCUGUUACGCCGAUACCGGGUCAACCCCGCCCUCACCAUUCAGCUCUUCUCCCAGCUCUUCCACUUCAUCAGCUCCUGGAUCUUCAAUCGCCUCAUGAGCCCCGAUUCCGGUACCCCGGGCCUGCGCUCCCACUACUGGGGGGCGACUCUGCGCCAGAGACUUACCGGCAUCGAAGCCUGGGCAGAGAGGCAGGGCCUGGAGCUGGCUGCCGACUGCCACCUGGGGCACAUCAUCCAGGCCAGCAGGCUGCUGACCAUGAAGAAGUACGCCGUGCAGGACGCCAAAGACAUCUCCCACGCCUGUUUCAAGUUGAACUCCCUGCAGUUGCACGCUUUGCUGGCGGGAUACUUUUAUGCAGCCAACGAGCCGGACAUCCCCACUGAUUUGAUGGAGGCCGUAGUGGCGAGUGCACGGACCUCGGCGGACGAGGUGAUUGGUGGAGAAGGACGAGACGUCCGGCUGGAGGAGAGCCUUCACCUCCACCUGCCCUUCCUGCUGCCGGGGGGAGGACACUCCUGCUCCAGCGUGACAGGGAUCCCUCCCGGCUUCAGGGACUUUCUGGAGCCGGUCAGCCGGCGAGGUCUCUGCUCUUUGGCCUUCCAGAAACACCCCGAAGGUGACUGGACCGUCUUCUUUACCGAGUCGCCUCCGUCGCCCUCCUUGGGAGCCCGGAGUGUGAAGGUCACCCUGAAGAAGGCGCUCGGCAGCGGCGUGGGGGUCAGCAUCGUGGCUGCCAAGGGCGCAGGACAAGACCACCUUGGGAUUUACAUCAAGUCCAUCGUCAAGGGAGGACCAGCAGACACGAGUGGGCAGUUAACGGCGGGGGAUCAGCUGCUGAGUGUGGACGGUCAGAGCCUGCUGGGCCUCAGCCAAGAAAGGGCAGCAGCCAUCAUGAUGCAGACUGGCCCUAUGGUCACCUUACAAGUGGCUAAGUUUGCAGCACGUGACCAAGGUCUCGGGACUCUGAUGUUUGGACUGACUGCAGGGGAGGCUAACAGCCAAUCAGGUCAAGCGGUGCAUUCAGGGACUUGGCAGAAGAACCGACAGCUUUAUCGCUCCCAGCCCAACAUCACCAAUUCCACCUGGAAGGAGGUCAAGGAGGUCAAGGAGAUACGUCACAGAGAAUACUUGACACUGACGUGUCAGGACAGAAGCACACCUUCAUGCACUCCACCACUGCACAUGUUCCAGGUGUAUUUACCACCUCUGAGAGGACACACCUCUCCUCACAAAAUGACCUUCCUGCGUCAAGCUCUCUCUCAGGAGAACUUGUGCGUGGACACCGGAGGCCCCCUGCUGGACAAAAGUCAGAGUCCGAGUGCAAAGCAGACCACAAACUACCACUCACACUUUCCAGUCCGCCCCAGCUUCUCCACCCAAGACAUCUUCUCUGCUGAAGGCACCCGCGCCGGACUCUGGAGAACCUCGUUUUUACAACACGCACCAACGCCCUGCGUCCAGCCCGUACGCAUCGACAUCCCCCUCAGCAGGCCGCUCGGCGUUCUGACCAACCCUCUGCUCACCACCUUCCAGCAGAGCUCCUCGCUGAGGGCCCGUCAGACCCCCCACAACAUCUACACAUGUGCCACCAAGCUACCUCUGCCAGCCAAACCCCAGAUGAGCAUCACGCCCACCAAGCAUGUUUCCUUCCAAGAACCGCCAACGCCACAGGAGCAGGGCGCCGGUCCGACCAGGCCACUGGAGAAGCCGCCGAAGCUGCGAGAGUCGGAGCUCCCGGAGCAGAAGGCGAAGGAGCUCCGGGGUAAAGCUGAGGACGACGAACGACUGCGCCAACUGAGCCUAGAGUGGCGGUUCCAGAAGAGGCUGCAGGAACGAGGGGAGGAUGAGGGCGAAGACGAGGACUUGGACAUGAUGGUGACCAUACAGGAGCUGGACUCAAGAGUUCAGAAUAAGAGAGGCGCUGCAGCAAAAACGGACAAAGCGCAGACAAAAACCCUCGCCGGCCAAAAGGACGAGCAAAAAGAUCACAGAUCAAGCGGAUGCCUUCUAAAAGAGGGUCAGCCGGGGGACAAAACGCGGAGGAUGUCGGCCCCGGAGAAGCUGACCUUCAAGGAGCGUCGGCGUCUGUUUUCUCUGCCGUCAAGAGCAUGAAUCAACUUGAUGUCUGAAGGAAGUGUAGAAUAUUAUUUUAGUGCCAGGCAGCAAACACUUUUUCUUUUGGUUUUAGCAUCCUUCUUUUUGUCAGACUAGAAGUUGUUGAUGGAUUCUACAAAAAUAUGUUUUUAAUGUAAACAUUAGCUGACUAACACUAGACUAUUCUAUUCUAUAGUCACAUAUGUGUGCACAAGCAUACAUAUAUAUAUAUAUAUAUAUAUAUAUAUACAUAUAUAUAUAUAUAUAUAUAUAUAUUAGGGUUGUUCCGAUACCCAUAUUUUGGUACCGGUACCAAAAUGUAUCUUUUUGAUACGUUUCCAAAUAAAGGGGACCACAAAAAAUGUAAUUAUUGGCUUUAUUGUAACAAAAAAUGUUAGUGUACAUGAAACAUGUGUUUAUUAUUGUCAUUUAGUCCUUCAAUAAAAUAGUCAACAUACUAGACAACUUGUCUUUUAGUAGUAAGUAAACAAACAAAGACUCCUAAUUAGUCUGCAGUAACAUAUUGUGUCAUUUAUACACCUAUUAUUUUGUACACAUUAUGAGGGACAAACUGUAAAAAAUGAUUAUUAGUCUACUUGUUCAUUUACUGUUAAUAUCUGCUUAUUUUCUGUUUGAACAUGUUCUAUCUACACUUCUGUUCAAAUGUAAUAAUCACUUAUUCUUCUCUUCUUUGAUACUUGACAUUAGUUUUGGAUGAUACCACACAUUUAGGUAUGGAUCCGAUACCAAGUAGUUACAGGAUCAUACAUUGGUCAUAUUCAAAGUCCUCAUGUGUCCAGGGACGUAUUUACUGACCUUAUAAACAUAAUAUGAAUUUUUUUUAAAGGAAAAAAGAUUAUGUGAAGAUAACAAAUAUCGAUGUAAUCAUAGUAGUAUCGACUAGAUACAUUAUCAUUACAGUGGAUGUCAGGUGUAGAUCCACCCAUGGCGUUUGUUUACAUUGUGACGCCGGUGAGCUAUUGUAUCCUCCUACGGUGUGUAGUGAAGCAUGUUUAGCUAUUCCUCGUCCUCCAGUGAUAAUGAUACUUGUAAGAAAUGUACUUUAUUUGUCGUUUUGAUGUGACA
Molecule: messenger RNA, 4418 nt
Organism: Entelurus aequoreus (snake pipefish)
Lineage: Eukaryota; Metazoa; Chordata; Actinopteri; Syngnathiformes; Syngnathidae
Product: afadin
Exons: 24
Coding region: 120-3350 (1076 amino acids)
Biological process (GO): signal transduction; regulation of protein localization
Cellular component (GO): adherens junction
Molecular function (GO): cell adhesion molecule binding
Source: RefSeq, a predicted model, not a curated record